Messenger RNA from Pocillopora meandrina, 751 nucleotides. Lineage: Eukaryota; Metazoa; Cnidaria; Anthozoa; Scleractinia; Pocilloporidae. The record is from the annotation of a GenBank genome assembly.
AUGGCGGAUGCUACAAACGAACUCUUCGUGUUUGGAGACGAUUUUGAAACGAUUUUGAACAUGUUAGAGGAGGAUGAAGCAAUCGAGAAACACUUUUCAACUACAGCGAUUGAUGUAAGUAUAUUCUAUGUGAAUUCUUCGGCCUAUUUCGGCCGUAGUGACCCUAAGUGUACCAUACGCGACUCUUUGACAACAACUUGACCAUCGUACCCAACGUUGACAAGUUAACUACGCGAAAUUUUGUAUCGCCAAGAUACUGUCGAGCUAGAUGACAAAACUGUACGUAAACGUAAGCUUAAAUUAACUUUGAAGGCCAUAAGUGUCCAUGCAUUUUGCAGUAAUGACCAAGACCACUUUGUGAUCGUUUUUACCACAGGUUCAAUUGGCAGAUUUCGUUUGUAGUGAAUGUGGAAAGAAAUACAAGACAAGAGGAGGCUACCAGAGACACAGAGCUUCUAAGCAUAACCCUAAUGAAAACGACAGACAGGAACGGACGACUCUCACUCCAAGCAGUCUUGCUGAAAUUGUAAAAUAUGCCAUACAGACUGUAAACAGAGGCAGAGCUUUUGCACCAAGCCUUAGGAAUGAGUUGAAUUUGUACCAAUUCAAACAAUUUGAUGAGGGAACUGAUGAAUUUACCGUGCUGAAAACAAUUUAUGAUGGAUAUUUGAAAAAUGAGGACAUCGAGAAGUGCCAUUGCAGUCCACAAAGUUUUUUUCAGGACUAUCCCACAAUGCUGCAACAUUAUUAG